AUGGGUCUCUUAGUUUCAAAACAGAUAUGUUCUAGAUCCACAUACUGGAAUGUAGUUACAAAGGCCUCUCAUUCAAAUAUUUGGAAAAAUCUGAUUGGUGUUAGAGAAAUAAUGUUGAAUAAUGUUCAAUUUUCUAUUGGCACUGGGCAAAAAUUCAAGGUUUUGACAGAUCCAUGGUGUGAAGGAGAAACACUGCUACAGAAGUUUAGGCAUGGAUUGGUUAGAAGAUUGGGUUUUACUUGGUCUUCCCCAUUAUCUAGUCUAAUUAUUGAAGGAGGUUGGAAUUUUGGUCUACUUCAAGCUGACAUUUUCACGCCAAUUAAAGAAUAUUUGCAAACUUUGUCUAUACAUCUCAGACCAGAUAAGUUGUUGUGGGAUGGAGGUGAUUUUACUUUCAAAAGAGCUUGGAAGGGAUGUAGAACACAUUAUCCAGAGGUUAUGUGGUCCACUAUCUGUUGGGGAAAAACCAGGCCUAGAUGGUCAAUUCAUGGAGUGUUUUUAUUCCAUGAAAGAUUGCCCACAAUGUUCAAUCUGCAGAAAAGGAAGGUGCAGCUGGCGCCUAGAUGUUCUACUUGUUUACAGCAAAUUGAUCCUAGAGAUCAUAUUUUUGUUCAAUGCCCAUUUGCUAUGAAAUUCUGGGGCUGGUUGAAAGAUGCACUUGGUUGGAAUGUGGAUUUCAAUUCCAUUUUGUCAGUUGAAGAAUUGCUGACAUGGUUCUUAUUACAGACCAGUAAAUUGAUUAAAACUUUGCUUGUUGCUGGCUUUUGGAGCAUUUGGCAAGAGAGAAACCGAAGGCUACAUGGUCACAGCUCUAGCUCAACUACAGAUGUAGCUAGGAAAACUUUGUUUGAGCUAGGUUCUUGA
This is a messenger RNA of Cornus florida, 864 nucleotides long. RefSeq lists its product as uncharacterized. The record is from RefSeq and is a predicted model, not a curated record. The transcript has a single exon. Lineage: Eukaryota; Viridiplantae; Streptophyta; Magnoliopsida; Cornales; Cornaceae. Bases 1 to 864 code for a protein of 287 amino acids.